Nicotiana attenuata is the source of this 2579-nucleotide messenger RNA. RefSeq names its product putative receptor protein kinase ZmPK1. The transcript has 2 exons. The record is from RefSeq and is a predicted model, not a curated record. The coding region runs from base 39 to 2444 and encodes 801 amino acids. Lineage: Eukaryota; Viridiplantae; Streptophyta; Magnoliopsida; Solanales; Solanaceae. Gene Ontology annotation, biological process: protein phosphorylation; recognition of pollen. Gene Ontology annotation, molecular function: ATP binding; protein serine/threonine kinase activity.
AUUUCAAAACUCAAGUAUGAAGAAUAUCAAAUUAUUACAUGGAUGUACCAAUUUUGAUACUUGUUUUGGCUUCACUUGUUGCAUUGCCACUUUCAUCAUCCUCAACAAUCUUUAGUUUAUCUGAAGGUUCACUUUCUGCUCCACAAGAUUUUCUUUCAUCCCCCAAUGGAGAAUUCACAGCUGGUUUUUACUCUGUUGGUGACAAUGCUUAUUUCUUUGCUAUAUGGUUCACUAAGCCAUUGGCUGAUGGAAACAACACCGUUGUUUGGAUGGCUAACCGUGAUCAACCUAUAAAUGGAAGAAAAUCACAUCUUUCCCUGCUCAAAUCAGGCAACCUCGUACUGAUUGAUGCGAAUCAGAUCAAUGUUUGGGAAUCUGGUACACAAUCAAGUUCAUAUGUUGAAUUAAGGUUGCUGGAUAACGGCAACCUUGUUCUUGUAACUUCAGAAGGUCAAGAAAUCUGGCAAAGCUUUGAUUCACCUACAGACACACUUCUUUCUGAACAACUACUUACCAAGACCUCAAAGCUUGUGUCACGUAGAAGCUCGACCAAUUUCUCUUCUGGAUUUUACCAGGUACAUUUUAAUGAGGAUAAUGUCCUGCAUCUUGUCUUUGAUGGCAUAGAGAUGACAAGUGUUUUCUGGCCAAGCCCGUGGUUAAUUGUUUGGGAUGCAGGUCGGUCCACCUACAAUGACAGCAAAACUGCAGUUCUUGACCGUUUGGGAAAUUUUAUGUCGAGUGAUGAAUUUAGAUUCCAAUCUGCUGAUUAUGGUGUGGAAUUGCGAAGGAGAUUGACUCUUGAUGUAGAUGGCAAUAUUCGAUUGUACAGCCUAGAUAUGCUGAGUAACACUUGGAGAGUUACUUGGCAGUUAUUUAUAGCAGCUUGUAGGGUUCAUGGAGUUUGUGGAUUGAACAGUUUGUGUUCCUAUGAUCCUUACUUUGGCAGAAAAUGUUCUUGUAUACCAGGAUACAGGAUGAGAAAUCCCACAGAUUGGUCCUAUGGUUGUGAACCAGAAUUCGCCAUUUCUUGCAAUGAUACUAGUUCAAUGGAUUUCUUUCCGCUUCACCACGUUGAGUUUUACGGGUAUGAUAUUGCAUAUUUUCAUAAUAAAACGUUGCAGGAAUGCAAGAAUAUAUGCUUGAAACAUUGUGAUUGCAAGGGUUUCCAGUACAAGUUUGUUGGAGGUAAUGGUACGUAUGGUUGUUACCCAAAAACACUCUUAUUUAAUGGCUAUGUCCAAUCAAGUUGGCCAGAUAUUGUUUAUGUGAAAUUGCCUAAAGGAAGGCAAACUUGGCAAGCGAAUUAUAAAGGAAAUCUCCAAUGUGGCAAUGAAAAAGUGAUGCUGGACAGAGCUUAUAAAAGAAAAGAACAACAUGGUUGGAUAAAGUCAUUCAUUUGGUCAAUUGUUGUAGCUGGAGUUUUGGAGAUUCUUUGUUUUCUAACUUACUGGAUUAAGACAAGAAAAGGCUCACAUGAAACCAAGCAAGGUUACCUUCAACUUUCAACAAGAUUCAAGAAAUUCACCUAUGCUGAGCUCAAGAAGGCCUCUUCUAAUUUCAGUGAAGAGAUAGGCCGAGGAGGCGGUAGUAUUGUGUAUAAAGGAAAAUUGUCUGACGAUAGAGUUGCAGCUAUAAAGUCCCUCAGUGGAGGAGCCAACUAUCAAGGAGAAGCUGAAUUUCUAGCAGAAGUGAGUACUAUAGGCAACCUUAAUCACAUGAAUUUGAUAGAAUUAUGGGGAUAUUGUGCUGAGGGAAAGCACAGGCUUCUAGUUUAUGAGUAUAUGGAGUGUGGUUCUUUGUCAGAUAAUUUGCAUGCCAGCAAACUUGAUUGGGAGAAAAGGUUUGACAUUGCUUUAGGAACAGCCAAAGGACUUGCUUACUUGCAUGAAGAGUGCUUGGAAUGGGUCUUGCAUUGUGAUGUAAAGCCUCAGAACAUACUUUUAGAUUCCAAUUACAAGCCAAAGGUUGCUGAUUUUGGGCUAUCGAAAAUAUUAAAUAGAGGUGGCUUGGAUAAUUCGAGCUUUUCCACGAUAAGGGGGACUAGAGGAUACAUGGCUCCUGAAUGGGUUUUUAAGAUGCCUAUUACCUCAAAAGUUGAUGUUUAUAGUUAUGGAAUUGUUUUAUUGGAGAUGAUCACAGGCAAGAGUCCAGAAGUUUGUGUUCAUGGCGGCAGCAGCAGGGAUAAUGAUGCUAUGGGACAAGGGGUGUUGGUAACUUGGAUUAGAGAGAAGAUGCGCGAAGCUAGUGAAACGAAAUCAUGGAUACAAGAAAUUGUGGAUCCAUCUUUAAGUGGUAAAUUUGACUUGGAGAAAAUGGAAAUUCUAUUGAAAGUAGCUUUGCAGUGUUCAGAGGAAGAUAGAGAUGCAAGACCUACCAUGUGCGAGGUGGUAGAUAAGAUGCUUCAUCCAGAAAAUCUCGAGUUGAAAAUAGACAUAGUAAUCUAAGUUAAUCUCAAGUUGUAUCAACUCUCGCAAAAGCUGAUCUUAGAAUGAUAUAGUAGGAUGGUAUCCUCUUUAAUUAUAUGUUAAGUAACUUCUUCCAAAAUAAUACCAUCUAACUUGAGUUUGCAUGUACUUUUG